Penicillium mononematosum is the source of this 1830-nucleotide messenger RNA. RefSeq names its product FAD-dependent oxidoreductase. Gene Ontology annotation, molecular function: 2 iron, 2 sulfur cluster binding; oxidoreductase activity. The coding region runs from base 1 to 1830 and encodes 609 amino acids. Lineage: Eukaryota; Fungi; Ascomycota; Eurotiomycetes; Eurotiales; Aspergillaceae. Gene Ontology annotation, cellular component: cytoplasm. The transcript has a single exon. The record is from RefSeq and is a predicted model, not a curated record.
AUGCUGUGCAUUUUAAGCCCUCAAACACGCUUACUGAGGCCUAGUUUGAACAGGAAGGUCACUUACGUUGCUCCUCUCUCGGCUCUCCAUUCAAUCGCAAACCUGAGUGCUGCGCGACCGAAAGCCCACCCGACGCCCGACCAUUUGAAGCAGUUCCCGGCACCCAAUCGCCUGUUCAAUAUUAGGUCAACGGCUGCUGCUAUGUCGUCAGUCGCCCAAUUUCUCAACACCUCCGGCGAGGCCGAUCCGGUAUGGGUUCACCAAGUUCCAUACUCCAAACACCCUGAGUUUUCUCCCCUCAAAGAAAACAUUGAAACCAAUGUCUGCAUCGUCGGAGCCGGAAUCGCUGGAGUCUCCAUUGCUUACGAACUCGUCAAUCGCGGAUUCAAUGUCACAUUGCUCGAAGCAAGAAAAGUACUUUCUGGAGAGUCUGGGCGUACCAGCGGCCAUUUGGCCAACGCUCUAGAUGACGGCUACACCGAAAUAGCCAAGAAGCACGGCAAGGAAAAUGCGCGGAUCGCCGCCGAAAGCCAUACCUGGGCCUUGAACCGGGUGGAAGAAAUAGCUAGGAACCUCAACAUCGAAUGUGAAUUCCGCUACCUCCCAGGGUACGAAAUUUCCCAAUACAAUGUGGACCAUCCAGGUUAUCAAAAGGAGAUCGAUUCCUUGAGAGAGGAGGUCAAAAUGGCAAAGGAUCUUGGUCUAUCAGUGAGCUUCCACGAUGACUUGAGAGUCCAGGGUUGGGACAGCGGCCCGGACCAGCGAGGCGGUGCUGUUUUUGAAAACCAAGCAACUUUCCACCCAACAAAGUACCUCGUCGGGGUUCUCGAGUGGCUGAGAAACCAGCCCAACUUCAACUGUUUCACCGAUACCCGAGCCGUGUCACUCACCGAAGAAGGAUUCGAGGUCUUGGGUUUCGGGAACGAACGAGUCACUAUCCAAACAGAGAAUGGUCAAAAAGUCACCGCGAAUCAAGCCGUCCACGCAACAUGUGUUCCUUUGCAGAAGCUCGCUGUCAUUGCCCAGAUGGAAUACAAUCGUACCUACUGUAUCGCAAUCCGCGUCCCUAAAGGAUAUGUCCAGGACUGUCUACUUUACGAUCAGGCCGAGCAGUACAAGUAUGUUCGUCUUACCGAGUGUGACGAUAAGGACGACUACCUCGUCGUUGGCGGCUGCGACCACAAGGUCGGCCAAGAAGAUACCGGCGGUCGCUUCACGGAGUUGGAACAAUGGGUACGCGCCCGGUUCACUAGAGCAGGGUCCGUGGACUACGAAUGGAGCGGCCAGAUAUUCGAGCCCGUUGAUUACAUGGCGUACAUUGGAAAAAAUCAAGGCACGAAACACUCGUACAUUGUCACUGGUGAUAGUGGCAAUGGACUCACGCACGGCGUUCUGGCUGGAAAGCUUAUCGCCGACGAAAUUGGAGGGUUUACGAAUCCGUGGAGUCAGCUUUACGACCCCCGUCGCAUGGCCAGCUUGGCAAAAUCGCUUCCAUCGAUGCUCAGCCAUGAUCUUGAGAUAAAUUCGCAGUACAAGCGCUUUCUACAAACUGAUAUCACGGAUAUUGAAGAUCUGGUGCCCGGCACAGGCGGUGUCUUGAAUAAAGGCUUUUCUCAGCCGAUCGCAGUCUACAAAGACGAAGAUGGAGAGGUACACGAGAGCAGUGCGCUUUGUCCUCACAUGAAGGGCGUUGUUUGUUGGAAUAAUACCGAGAAGAGCUGGGACUGUCCUGUCCAUGGGAGUCGGUUCAGCAAGGAUGGAGUUUGUGUAGAGGGACCAGCUAAUGGUAACUUGGAGCCUUUGAAGAAGAGAAAGCAACAACCAGUCUAA